This is a messenger RNA of Gigantopelta aegis, 993 nucleotides long. RefSeq lists its product as uncharacterized. The record is from RefSeq and is a predicted model, not a curated record. NCBI's taxonomy places the organism in Eukaryota, Metazoa, Mollusca, Gastropoda, Neomphalida, Peltospiridae. Bases 1 to 993 code for a protein of 330 amino acids. The transcript has a single exon.
AUGAGGCCAGUACCUGAAAUCCCGGCUACUUCAGAUCCAGAUCAGAACUCUGCCAAAAAGCGAUACGAUCGAGUAAAAGGACGAAAGGCGAAAGAAAUGAAAUACAAAGCUGCCAAAGCACUUUUGGAUCUUCAAGAGGAAAUUCCAAGUGUUGAGCCAUUUCUGACAACAAGUGCAGAAACUGUAGAGGUUGACGUAGAAAAUACCUGCAGCUUUAUUGUGAAAGGGCCACUUGAACCAGAUUCCAGUGUGUCUGUGGGAAACGAACCAGAAAUCGUAGGAAUGAUGUGCAUGGAGUUGCAGAGAUUAACAACAGAAAACAUAGAACUAAAAAAACAACUGAAAGAUGCUACAUUUUCUCCGGAUGCAUUAAAAGAUGAUGAAGAAAAAGUGAGACAUUAUACAGGACUGUGUUUUGAAACAUUAAUGGCUUUGUUUGAAUAUAUUUCACCAAAUAUUUCUGAAACUUCAAAAACUGCUCUAACUAAAUUUGAGAAACUGAUGUUGGUUUUGAUGAAAUUGAGGCUAAAUUUAAGUCAGCAGGACCUGGGUUAUCGUUUCCAAAUUUCAGAGAGUUGUGUUUCCAAGACAUUUCGUGAUGUCAUACACAUAAUGUUUGUUCGGAUGAAAUGUUUCAUAUUUUGGCCAGAUCGAGAAGAACUUCAACUAUCGAUGCCCAUGGAAUUUAGGAAGCAUUUUGGUACCAAAGUGUCAGUAAUUAUAGACUGUUUUGAGGUAUUUAUAGAGAGGCCAUCAAAUUUACUGGCUCGAUCCGAGACAUGGUCCAACUACAAGCACCACAAUACUGUCAAAUAUUUGAUUGGAAUCACACCUCAAGGAGCCGUGUCAUUUUUAUCGAAAGGAUGGGGUGGUAGAGUAUCAGACAAACAUGUAACCGAACACUGUGGACUGUUGUCAAAACUACUACCUGGUGACAUUGUGUUGGCAGACCGUGGCUUCGAUAUCAAAGAAAGUGUUGGACUUAACUGCUGA